CGUGUGUCGCGCUGGUCCCAAGCAGGCAUCUCCACCGUCGCGCCUGCCAACCUCAGUGGUCAACCGAGGCGGGUACGCACAGUCGGUGAGCCUCGGUGUGAAAUUUCGGACCGUCGACCGGCAGCAGUCGACUCCCACGCCCACGAACGCACCGUCCGGAGUCCAAUUGUACCAUUACUCAAUAUCAACCUGUGCCCGCCUCCCGACCAUCAUCCGCUUGCCAACCCGACGCCAUGGCCCUGCUCGACAAAGUCCCGGGCGGGUUGAAGCUCUACAUCGGCGGCAUCUUCACCCUGCGCCGGCGUGACGCUCUGCGCGAGGCUAACAUCACGCACGUGCUGUCCGUGCUGCGCAUGCCCGUCGACGACGACCUCUUCAGCCCCUACACACACCACGUAGUCCAGGUUGACGACGUCGAGGACGAGAACCUGCUCGAGCACUUCCCCGCCACCAAUCGUUUCAUCCAGGACGGUCUCGAUGGCGGUGGCGCGGUGCUUGUACACUGUGCCAUGGGCAAAUCACGAUCGGCUACAUGUGUCAUCGCUUAUUUGAUGCAAAAGCACCACAUCAGCGUCUUCGAAGCGCUCUCGCAAGUGCAACAAGCCCGACCAAUUGUUGAGCCAAACGAGGGGUUCAUGAAGCAAUUGGAGCUGUACGGCCAAAUGCAAACGCCGGACAGUGUGGAAGAUACGCCUGCCUAUCAACGCUGGGUAUACCAGCGCGAGAUCGAGCUGAGUAGAGCGGUCGGUCAAGCCCCUGAAGCAGAGAAGAUUCGUUUCGAAGACGAGCAUGUCACCGACCAGGCUGCGAGUUUCGAGCUGAGAUGUCGUAAAUGCAGGCGGCCACUCGCAACAUCACAAUACCUAGUUGCUCACGACACAUCCAAGAGUACCAUUGACCAGGGCCCGAUCUCAUCAAUCGCAGCAACAUCUCGCAAUUGCGCUCACUACUUCUUGGAUCCACUUUCAUGGAUGCGACCGGAGCUCGAGCAAGGCAAACUAGAUGGGCGCCUCGAGUGUCCCAAGUGCCAUGCAAACGUAGGGAAAUACGCCUGGCAAGGUAUGCAAUGCAGCUGCAACGAGUGGAUUGUGCCUGGUAUCAGUCUGUCCAAGAGCCGAAUUGACGAGGUCAAGAAGGCGACCGUUUCUGAGAUCCGUCGUCCUCCUGGACCAGUCGUGGCGUCGCCAGUCAACGCAAGGCAGAAUCUAUAAAUGUGGAGCAAGAUUCUAAUCCCAAAGUGCAUGCUCAGCAUGCUAGAGUCUUGACAUGCACCCAUCUAGAUCCGCAAUGUACACAGGGUUCUGUGCAACGCGAUCUGGUACAAUGAGUGGUCACCCGUGGACGUCAAGUUGGCACGUGACCAAAACGCCUCGAGAAGUUGUCA
Messenger RNA from Paraphaeosphaeria sporulosa, 1384 nucleotides. RefSeq names its product dual specificity protein phosphatase 12. The transcript has 4 exons. The record is from RefSeq and is a predicted model, not a curated record. Gene Ontology annotation, cellular component: nucleus. The coding region runs from base 234 to 1211 and encodes 325 amino acids. NCBI's taxonomy places the organism in Eukaryota, Fungi, Ascomycota, Dothideomycetes, Pleosporales, Didymosphaeriaceae. Gene Ontology annotation, biological process: protein dephosphorylation. Gene Ontology annotation, molecular function: protein tyrosine/serine/threonine phosphatase activity.